Messenger RNA from Plasmopara halstedii, 165 nucleotides. RefSeq lists its product as uncharacterized. The transcript has 2 exons. The coding region runs from base 1 to 165 and encodes 54 amino acids. Lineage: Eukaryota; Oomycota; Peronosporomycetes; Peronosporales; Peronosporaceae. The record is from RefSeq and is a predicted model, not a curated record.
AUGGGCAAAAAGAAGAGACGCGAUGAUGGUGGCAUCGGCGGCGAGGAUCCGCAGCGGCGCAUCUUUUGCUAUAUUAGAUCAUUGCUAUCAUCUUUUUGCUUUUCAUAUUUUCAAUGUUGGAGUGGUCAUUAUAGACAAAAUUAUGGUAUUCCGGCGUACGACUGA